Messenger RNA from Trifolium pratense (red clover), 1296 nucleotides. RefSeq lists its product as uncharacterized. The record is from RefSeq and is a predicted model, not a curated record. The transcript has 2 exons. The coding region runs from base 1 to 1296 and encodes 431 amino acids. NCBI's taxonomy places the organism in Eukaryota, Viridiplantae, Streptophyta, Magnoliopsida, Fabales, Fabaceae. Gene Ontology annotation, molecular function: catalytic activity.
AUGAAGAUUAUUUCCUGGAAUAUUAGGGGUUUGGGGGGUUUAGCAAAAAGACAGGAGGUCCGUAAGUUGGUGGGUACCCAACAUCCCUAUUUGUUGUGCCUCCAAGAAACUAAGUUGCAGUCUUGUGAUGAUUUUAUUUGUUCGACUCUUUGGGGUAUCUCGUCUCAAGCGUUUUCCUACCGUCCCUCGAAUGGGGCUUCUGGGGGCUUACUAACCCUUUGGGACACUGCGGAGGUGGAGGUGUGGUCGUCGGAGAGUCUUGAAGGUGUUUUGUGGUGUCAUGGUCGGUUUGUUAGGUCGGAUGAGGAGUUUUAUGUGGCAAAUGUUUAUGCUCCGUGUGAUGAUGGGGCGAAGCAACUGUUGUGGGACUCGCUUUCCGCGAAAAUCCAAGCGUUGGGGAGAUCUCGGAUAUGUGUGUGCGGGGAUUUCAAUGCUGUUAGGAGCGUAGAUGAACGUCACUCGGUUAGGGUCGGGUAUCGCUCCUCAGAUCACAUCUCUUUUAAUCGUUUUAUAGAUGAUAACACCCUGGUGGAUCUUCCGCUGUGUGGUCGUAAGUACACCUGGUUUAAAGGGGAUGGGCUGUCGAUGAGCCGUUUGGAUAGAUUUUUGCUCUCUGGGGAGUGGUGUUUAACUUGGCCCAACUGUACUCAGGUCGCUCGGAUGAGAGGGUUAUCUGACCAUUGCCCUUUGGUUCUGGCAGCGGAUGAGGAGGAUUGGGGACCUCGUCCUUUAAGGAUGCUUAAAUGCUGGAAAGAUGUUCCUGGGUAUAAGUUGUUUGUGCGAGAGAAAUGGACUUCUUAUCAGAUUGAUGGUUGGGGUGGUUAUGUGCUCAAAGAGAAAUUUAAAAGGAUUAAGCUGGCCUUGAAAGAUUGGCAUCAAAUGCACACCAAAAAUUUGCCUAGUCGGAUUGAGUCUUUGAAAGAUAGACUGGCGGUGAUUGAUGCGAAGGGGGAAGAGGAUGAUCUAUCUGAAUUUGAGCUAGCGGAACUUCGUGGGGUCUCGUCAGAUAUUCAUUCGCUUUCCCGGUUGAACGCAAGUAUUUGCUGGCAGCAAUCUCGUUCGCGUUGGCUCAAGGAAGGGGACGCCAACACCAAGUAUUUCCAUUCAGUCCUAGCCAACCGACGGAGAGGAAAUACUAUUUCGUCCUUACAGGUGGACAAUACCAGAGUGGAGGGUGUGGUCCCUAUCAGAAAUGCGGUUGUUUCUCAUUUUGCUGCUCAUUUUAAGGCUGUUACUAUGGAGAGGCCUGGGGUGGAUAAUCUAGCUUUUAAACGGUUGCAGGUGGCGGAAUUAUAA